Budorcas taxicolor (takin) is the source of this 4896-nucleotide messenger RNA. It is a transcript of the gene ARRB1, whose product is annotated as arrestin beta 1. Gene Ontology annotation, molecular function: G protein-coupled receptor binding. The record is from RefSeq and is a predicted model, not a curated record. Bases 50 to 1306 code for a protein of 418 amino acids. Lineage: Eukaryota; Metazoa; Chordata; Mammalia; Artiodactyla; Bovidae. Gene Ontology annotation, biological process: visual perception; signal transduction; G protein-coupled receptor internalization. The transcript is spliced from 16 exons.
UCCAGCCUGGGCGCUGACGCCGCGGACCUCCCCGCGGCCGCCUCGGACCAUGGGCGACAAAGGGACGCGGGUGUUCAAGAAGGCAAGCCCCAAUGGAAAGCUCACCGUCUAUCUGGGAAAGCGGGACUUUGUGGACCACAUCGACCUCGUGGAGCCCGUGGAUGGAGUGGUUCUUGUGGAUCCGGAGUAUCUCAAGGAGAGGAGAGUCUAUGUGACGCUGACCUGCGCCUUCCGCUACGGCCGGGAGGACCUGGAUGUCCUGGGCCUGACCUUUCGCAAGGACCUGUUUGUGGCCAACGUGCAGUCUUUCCCGCCGGCUCCCGAGGACAAGAAGCCCCUGACCCGGCUGCAGGAGCGCCUCAUCAAGAAGCUGGGCGAGCAUGCCUACCCUUUCACCUUUGAGAUCCCUCCGAACCUCCCAUGCUCUGUGACGUUGCAGCCAGGACCUGAAGAUACAGGGAAGGCCUGCGGUGUGGACUACGAAGUGAAAGCCUUCUGUGCGGAGAACCUGGAGGAGAAGAUCCACAAGCGGAAUUCUGUGCGCCUGGUCAUCCGGAAGGUUCAGUAUGCCCCAGAGAGGCCUGGCCCCCAGCCCACGGCGGAGACCACCAGGCAGUUCCUCAUGUCGGACAAGCCCUUGCAUCUGGAGGCCUCCCUGGACAAGGAGAUCUACUACCAUGGAGAACCCAUCAGCGUCAACGUCCAUGUCACCAACAACACCAACAAGACAGUGAAGAAGAUCAAGAUCUCGGUGCGCCAGUAUGCAGACAUCUGUCUGUUUAACACAGCCCAGUACAAGUGCCCUGUGGCCAUGGAAGAGGCUGAUGACACAGUGGCACCCAGCUCUACGUUCUGCAAAGUCUACACGCUGACCCCCUUCCUGGCCAACAAUCGAGAGAAGCGGGGCCUCGCCCUGGACGGGAAGCUCAAACACGAGGACACAAACCUGGCCUCCAGCACCCUGUUGAGGGAAGGAGCCAACCGGGAGAUCCUGGGCAUCAUUGUUUCCUACAAAGUGAAGGUGAAGCUGGUGGUGUCUCGUGGUGGCCUGUUGGGAGAUCUUGCAUCCAGCGAUGUGGCCGUGGAACUGCCUUUCACCCUAAUGCACCCCAAGCCCAAAGAGGAACCCCCACAUCGGGAAGUUCCAGAGCACGAGACGCCAGUAGACACCAAUCUCAUAGAACUUGACACCAACGAUGAUGACAUUGUGUUUGAGGACUUUGCCCGCCAGAGACUAAAAGGCAUGAAGGAUGACAAGGAGGAAGAGGAGGAUGGUACCGGCUCUCCGCGGCUCAACGACAGAUAGACUGGGGCCGCCCUCCCUCCGGGCAGCUCCAGGUCCACUCUCAUGCGCUAGGAUGCUUGUUCGUCUUCUUCCUGUCCUGGCUCCCCUUCCCCUUUGUUCUUCCAGUUUCUACCAGGGGGCCCAGCGGUCUUCCAGGUCACGAUGGGAACCCCUGGCCUCAGGAUUGGCCCCCAUCACCAUGCCAGCUGGGCCACAGGCAACACCCUCACCCUCUCACUGCAUCACUUCUCCAUCCCUCCUGUUUUCCUGUUGACCCCCAGACAGGCCAGCACGGCUCUGGCUUUAGAAUUUGACUUGGGAUGGGGAGCAGAAAGGGGCAGAUGGGGCACAAGGGCUUGGCGGGUUGGGGAUGGAGGCUCAAGACACGUGAGAGGAUGUGGCCGCUGUCCCGGGUGAUGAAUACAGUUCUGGCAGCUAAAACGUGACCGCUUUGAAGGCCACUCUCCUCUGGCUGGGAGGGGACAGGCCCAUGGAUAGAUUUUCCACACAGUUUUGCUUGAAGUUCGGACCCACCAAACACCUGUCUUCUUCCUCCCUCAUCCCUGUCCCUGUCCCUCUGUGACUGACAGUGACCUUGGUGAAGGUUUGUAGACCCCAGGAAUGGAGCAAAGCAGUUGGGCUGACUUUCUUACCAGCAGUUACCUAGUCUAAGGCAAGUCGUGUGAAGUAGCCCAAGUCUAUGUCAGUAUCAUCAGGAUGUAAUAUCCUAGCUGCCUGUAUCUUGCGUGUGUGUCAUCCACAGAUAUGCACAGACUGCGACAGAGAGAAGGGAGGGGCCUUCGGAAAGCACCAAGGUCUUGAGGAGGUGUCCUGAAGGGUGACUCUGAGAUGGGGGUGGGAUGAGAAGAUGAGAGUCUGCCCAGCUCCCUUCCUUAAGAGGGAUCAGCGAUCUGGUGGGAAGCAAGGCUGAAGAGUCAGAACGAUUGAGGCCACCAAUGUCUUCCUGCCCUUGCAGGUCUCCAGGGCUGGACUGGAAGAGAGCCCCUGAGACCACCAUGCCCACAGUCAAAGGGGGUCCCUCCAUAGAAGGUAGCAAGGUCCACUGAGUUGUCCUUACCUAAAAGGAAAGGGAACUCUUUUGUUUCCUUGGGGAGCUGAUGACCACCCCCCGCCAAUACACACACACUCACACACACACACACAGUGGUUCCCACUUUCAUGGGUGUGCAGUACCCAUGGGCUGAUGUUGGUGUGAUUAGGACAUGGGGCAUACUUCCAGGGCAAUGGGGCAGGCAGACGAUGAGGCAGAAAGUGUUAAAAGUUAACUGUUUUUCUCUGACCUUUGAUGCUCACUGCUGUGUGACUUUGGGCAAGUUCCUUUCCAUCUCUGGGCCUCAGUACUUCACCUAGAAAACCAAGGGGUUCGAGCAGAUGAUCACAAGGGGCCCUCCCAGCUCUGCCUCCAAGAAUUUGUGAACAUUAGAGUUUCUGGUCUGGUGGGUGGAACCAGAACCACUGAUUCUGGUCUGUCUGCCACCAGUGAGGAGUCACUGAACCUGGGGGUGGCAGGGCAAUAGAGGGCACCUAGCACCACCACCCUACACCCACUCCAGGCCGAAGAAGGGCCCUUCUAAGGUCCCUAGACCGGGCCAGGGUGAGGGGUUGCCUGAUGUCAAGCUGUGGCUGUAGUUAGCAUGAGCCACUUGGCCCUAGGGACCAAGUAUUACAGAAGGUAUUGUAUUUGCUUGUAUUUGCUGAGGCGUGGCAGGGGGAGGGGAGGAGAGCUUGCAAUAGACACGGUACUACUUCACACCCUCUUUGGAUGUCCUGAAGUUUGCCUCAUACCCAAGCAGAUGUAUUGAUUAGCAGGGCAAGGGGACCUCUUCCUCCUUUCUGUCUGUGUCCCAUACUUGUGAAAAGGGAGAUGGCCAAGUUUCAUUAUAUAAGCUGGAUCUCAGCUCUUCAGUUCAUCCCCUCCUGGGAUGGACUUUGCAACCCUUUUCCGUGGUGAAAUUACCCAGUUCAUAUGCCUGGCACUGCACCCCCGCCCUUCCCUGCUGAAUCGCACUCCAGGGACCCCCACUCCAGGUCAGAAACAAGCCAGCCUGGGACAGUCGCACUCCCCCAGUCAAUCCUAGGGUCCCAGCUGCAUCCAGUCCCUCCCAGAGCUUGCUGGACAGUUUGUACCUCAUUGGGCAGCUGGAGAGUUAAUGAACUGUUGGAACAAGGUGUGGCAAGCAUACGCUCUUCAGGGUUGCCUUCUGGAACCUUUGGGGCUGGUACAAGACCCUUUAGGAUGUGUGGUGAUCACUUACCUACAAAUAGACCUUUCUCCAUGUCCCUAACGCAGUCACACAAAAGCUUUGUCAGGCUGGUUUCUUAAUCUCCUUCCACCUCAAAAUCACACUGACCAUUUUGGGUUUAUCACAGUGCUGAACUGAAAUUUUCCAGCUGCAAAAAGCAUCAUGGCCUAUUUAACCUUUUAUUUCCUCUUUGGGCCCAGGACUACAGAAGAGCAGUGGUCAAGUUCACUUGGCUUAACCAUGCUUGGUUGACAACUUCUCCACUUGGUGCUAAGCACUGGAGACGCAGUUGGGUCAGUCCCAGCCCCUGUCCUCAGAAAGUGGUCAAGGGGGAGUUACAGGGGAAGUGAUGAGGGGCCAUUGCCUUCAGGGCUCCAUGGUUGCUGCUAGCCUGUACGGUGCCUUGAUGUGAGUUAGAAACAGUGCCUCUUCCAGGUGGAUUCAACCCUCUUAGGAAUGCACAGCUUCCCAAGUGGUCACAGGCUGGAGUUCAGCCCCACAUGUCCCUGAGCUGAGUGCCCUCCUGCAUACCCAUGCAUGGCAGCACAGUGAACACUCAGGCUUCUUCCUGAGAAAGGCCCAGAUUAUCUUUCCAAGCCUCUGGUUGGCUCCAUACCCCACCCAAUCCUGCAGCCCCUUCUCUGCAGGGCCCCUCUCCAUCUGGAGUCAGCCUGUCCCGGGGAACCCCUGGAGUGAAACGGGGUGGGGAGCCCCACUCAGCUCCAGGCACCAGCCCACAGUCCUGGCACUCUCUGUCCGCAUAUUUGUGACCUGUGCUGACCACAUCUCUCCACACUGAGAUUUUGCAGUGGGUGGCAUGUAGAUAGCAGUCUGGGCAGGAAGAAAGAGCAUGACCUGAGUGAAAGUCUACAGGCAGAGAGUCAGCUGGACUUCCUCACCUUCCCAACCAAGAGAGGAGUGCAGUCCUUGUGAAGAUAAGGACUGAGUUCUUUGGCUGGACUCCACCGGCCUCCUCGGUCUCAGAGCCCAGACCGGCAAGGUGAGCUCACUUGGGUCUUGGUUCGCUGGGGGAUUACUGACAAGCUGGUACCAUAUGGUGCAGUGAAGAGUACCCUGGCCCAGAAGUCCACGAUGCCUCUACCCACUGGCUGUCGCUACGCAGCCGAGGAGCCUUGGAUGUCUCAUUCAACCUCCUGGGCUUGGUUUCUGUAACUGUAAAAUGGGACAGUCAUUUCUUUCCCACCCGUCUCAAGGGACUUGUGAGGCCCAAAGGAGAUGAAAAUCAGUUUUGUAAUCUGCAAAUGGCUGCUCAGGCCGUGGCCUGCCACUGCGCGGGAGCAGCCCAGGGUCACACAAGAAGUGUGGUGCCAGUUGAGCCCUCCCACC